AAUGUCUAACCCUCUCCGUAUCUACGUCCCCGUUAAGCGCGUCAUUGACUAUGCUGUCAAGGUCCGCGUCAAUCCCGCCAAGACCGAUGUCGACCGUAGCGUAAAGCACAGCAUGAACCCAUUUGACGAAAUUGCCAUUGAGGAGGCCGUUCGCAUGAAGGAGAAGGACAAGAAGAUUGAGGUUGUCGCAAUCUCUUGCGGUACCACCAAGAGCCAGGAAACUCUCCGCACUGCUCUUGCUAUGGGCGCUGACCGUGCUGUUCACGUCGAGGUUAAGGACGACAGCACCCUCCAGCCUUUGGCCGUUGCUAAGCUUCUCCAGGCCUAUACUGCCACCCAGGAGAACAAGCCUGAUCUUUUCAUCCUUGGUAAGCAGGCCAUUGAUGACGAUGCAAGCCAGACUGGUCAGAUGUUGGCUGGUCUGUUGAACUGGCCCCAGACCACCUUUGCUUCCAAGGUUGAGUUGGAAGGCCAGACUCUUAAGGUCACACGUGAAAUCGAUGGUGGUUUGGAAACUGUCCAGGCCAAGUUGCCAGCUGUUAUCACCACUGACUUGCGUCUUAACGAGCCCCGUUAUGCUUCUUUGCCCAACAUCAUGAAGGCCAAGAAGAAGCCUUUGGUCAAGUUGACCCCUGAAGAUCUCGGUAUUGAUAUCUCUCCCCGCAUUUUGACCCUCAAGGUUGAGGAACCUGCCAAGCGUGUUGGUGGUCGCAAGGUUGACAGCGUCGAUGAUUUGAUUGAUAAGCUCAAGAACGAAGCCAAGGUCCUCUAAAAUAAUAUAUAAAUAUAUAAAUAUAUAUACAUAUAUUUAUAAUGACAAAGCAAAGAAGAAGAAGAAGAAGAAAAAGAAGAUAUCAAUACAAUGCUGUUUUGUAAGCAGCAAUAGGAUCAUUAUUAAUGUAUGGAAUGGCAGAACUAUUCUUACAUGAAAACCAACUUUUUAUAUCUAAAAAAUGUUAAAGCUUAGAGUCUUUUCUCUUUUUAUUUUAUUUUAUUUUAUUUUUAUUAUUUUAUUUUUAUUUAUUUUUUAAAGAAAAUGGAUAUAUAAUAAAAACAAAGCCACUCCUCCCUCUC
Messenger RNA from Phycomyces blakesleeanus NRRL 1555(-), 1074 nucleotides. RefSeq lists its product as hypothetical. The annotation marks the transcript as partial. NCBI's taxonomy places the organism in Eukaryota, Fungi, Mucoromycota, Mucoromycetes, Mucorales, Phycomycetaceae. The record is from RefSeq and is a predicted model, not a curated record. The transcript is spliced from 4 exons. Gene Ontology annotation, cellular component: cytosol. Gene Ontology annotation, molecular function: electron transfer activity.